Dermacentor andersoni is the source of this 17003-nucleotide messenger RNA. RefSeq lists its product as uncharacterized. The record is from RefSeq and is a predicted model, not a curated record. NCBI's taxonomy places the organism in Eukaryota, Metazoa, Arthropoda, Arachnida, Ixodida, Ixodidae.
UUGCUUGACAGGUGCAGUCGUCGGGGCGUGCGUUAUGCGCGAGUCGCCGACGCGAGCUGCUACAACAACGCCAGUGGGAGAGCGUCGGUGGAGAAGCAUGGCGCACUGCUCGCGCCCAUGUGUGUGUAAACAAGGCGCCCAGCGCGAAGGCUUCCCAGAGAGCUGAGAAGCAACCCCGCGUGCGGUGCGCACGCCCGACGACGUAUGUAGUACGUAGCAGCGCGGUUGCGUGGUGGUGGUGUGCUGUGUUGACCACAGUGGAGUAGGAGCGGAGCGGCGUGCGACCAACCACCAGCGCGUACCAAAGCUCGCGCUGCGGGGCUCUUUUUUUCGCGGAACCCGCCCGCUUUCCCCAGCGAGUUCUUUCGUCGCUCGUUUCGUUUUAUACCCUCCCUCGAUCCAUCGCCAAACUUUGUGCUCGCGCUUCGCGAUCCCAAAUGGUAAUCGACGGCCGCCGUGCUGCGCCGCGCACUGUGGUUAGCACCAGCCGUGCCCGUUGUGGCGUCUUCGCCAGCAGUCGUAGUGGUCAUCGGACAUGGAAACCGCGAACGGCAACAGCAACGGCGUUCGCGUCGAUACGACCGCCGUGUUUUUGGACGUGUUCGGCGAACGGACCGAGUUCUCGACGUUCGACGAGUUCAGCGAGCUGUUUGUGCGCUUCGAGAAGAAGUCGCGCUACAUCUUCCGCGUGAAGAACUCGAGCAGCGUCGAGGCCGAGAACCGACGCAGGAAGGACAAGAUCGACGCUGCCAUCAAGUACUCGGGCCUGGUGCUGUGCUGCGUCAACUGCGGCGACGCCAGCAAGACCCUCAAGAGGGUCCAGGAAGGGGACACAAGGCAGCUGUGUGAUGCGCACAUCUACCUGCGGUACCGGUCAUCAUCGCGCAAACUCGCCAUCAUCUCCUCAUCAUUUGUGCACAAUCAUCAAAGCCAGGCUGGCAAUGGCUGCUUUCACCGGAAGCAGUCUGUCACCGAGCGCAUUGGCAAGCCCAGGGACGGUCGCCGCAAGUUCGUCCGUGCCGGCGACCGCAUGGGUAAGCUCACGCGCCCCAUCCUUCCCGCACUGCCCUUCGAGCACCUGGUCAAGGGCUCCAACGAACUCACCAUCAUUCCGCUCGGCGCCGGCGGUCUGGGCCACCCCGACCUGCCGCCUCCCCUCAUGUUGCACAACCACCACGCGGAGGACCAUGCCAUGUGCCCCCAGGCCCACCCUGCACUGAUGUCACCCGCGCAGCUGUUGCUUCCGCCGGCACUACGCUCCCCGGACAACAACCUCAUGCUGUUUCCACGGGGACCGAUGAAGAUGGACGUGCCGGUCAUGGAUGGCUUCUGCCGCGACGUCAAGCGCCUCCGCGAAGACGGUGCCGGCAUGGGGACACUCAAGGAGAGCUUUCAUGUGCAAGAGAAGUCUGGUGAAAUCAGUGUCUGUUUCAGAAUCCCACCGUACGGCUACAAGGCCGACAUGGGCCGCAUCUUUGAGCCGGAAUGCAUUCUGCAGUGCUACGAGGACGACCACCAUGGGAACAGCGCCACAAAGAUCGACGAAGAGGAGGAGGAGGAAGAUGAAGGGGCGGGCGACAGUGAGGAAGCCGAGUGCAUGGCCACUGACCUCUCAAUUCGCUCCCGCGGCAAUGAUGCCCAAAUGGAAAGCAAUUUUAAGAUGCCGCCGGCGGCUCCCGCGGUGGCGAUAACACCCCCGGCCGAGAUGCCCGAGAACCUCUCGCUGGCAGCCAUGAGGGCGGUGGCCAAUGCCUCGCGCGAGUACACAGUCACCUGGAAGGAGCUGGAGCCCCUGUUUCGCUUCUGCAGUCGGUGCGGUGCUCCCGUCGAGAAGACCCGCCACUCGCUGCACAGCGUGCUCAGCGUCUCGGCCGUCUGCCAGAGGGGCCACGGGGUGUUCUGGACGUCAAGGUCGUGACCGCCCAUCCGUGCUUUGAGUGAUCGGGGUCACCGCCGCUGCAGAGCUCGCGGCGCGACCCUCAGAUGAUCUGGGAACAAGGAGGCCCUUUCACGGAGGCCUCCUUCUUUGCGGGCUUGAAGAGGCCACUUGGCUGCUUUCUUCUGCUUUCUCCUGCGUUCUCCUCUUUUCUUCAGCCUUACGUAGCUGUGAGCUCUGAGCUCGUGUUUUGUACUGCCUGUGAGUACGGUGAGUCGGAAGAUGCGUAGGGGGUAAAAGGCCGUGGAGCCGAAGCGUGGGCAUCACUUGUGUGCGCACGAGCACUACCAAGGCCCUGCUUAUAAUGCCAGUCUGCCACCGCUUUGUGAUCCUCUUUUUCCUGUGGGUGUGAUGCCUGCUUUUCUGCGGGGUUUUUAACAAAAUUCUGUGAGGUGGUGUGCAACUGUUGAUUUCUUGGGGUUUUGUUUCCGCUCGUUUUUGUCUUUUGCAACCUUUCUUUUCCUAGCUUACUUCAUUUUGCCCCCUAUGGGUCUUCUGGGUCACCGUGCAGACUGUCCCACGAAGGUGAGGACAGGCCAGUUUGGCCGACCCGUGUGUUCAAGGCCAGGGCCUUCAAGGCUGGCCUAGGCGAUGGAAAUCCAUCUAUGUGUGGCAUUCGUGUUUUUCGUGGCACAAAGAGCUGGCUCCUUGAAGAGCUCUGGACUCUGUAAUGUGUCUGCCACUGCUGUUGUGGUCAAGGGGUUAUUUGAAAAAGAUGGGCCCAAGCUUUAGAAGGUUGAAGGCCAGUUGGUGUAUUGGACCAAGAGAGUCAAGGCCUUUCACAGAUUGAAAGUCACUCGUUGCCCCCCCCCCCCCCCCCCCCGUUUUUUUUUCAGGGAGUUGAAGAUGAACAUUUUACUUUUCUGUGUUCACCUGGCCCAUCUGGAUGGGCAUCAUGGCUAAGGUCAUGUUCAAGGUCGUGUUCAAGGUCGAGGUUGGCCUUUAGAGUCAAGGUCGGUGUUCUGUUCGUGUAUUGUGCGUGAUUGUCGAAGUUUGUGGGCAUCCCAGUGUUUGUUUACAUGCAUCUGUGUAGUAGGCCCCUGGUGAAAAGAAACUGUGUUGUGCCAAUGAUAUAGAGGUUGGGAUGGGCGGUGGCCAUCUGACUAGCCACAGACUGUGACCUUGGAACUUGCUGAUCUUGCGGUUGUGUUCACAUCAUAAAACAACUCGUCUUCGUCUCAGUGCUCUGACUUAGGGCCCAAACCUGUGCCUCGUAUGUCAGGUCUAUUCAGUGCUCACAAUCUGUCUUGGGGACUUUUUAUUUUGGUCAUGUCGUAAACAUCUCUCUUACUGGACUGUUCUCUUUGUUGAAACAUGGUGCUGCCUUGAGGAAAUGAAUAUACUUUUCGUGAGCACAGUCUGUCAUGGUUUCCACACUUAACAGGGGUAUGAGAGUGUAAGAUGUUAGCAGCUUGCUUGUAAAUACGCUUAGCCUCCAUGGGACUUCCUUGGCAAAUGGAAGGAACAAGUUAGCAUUUAGGCCCUGGAGUCCAGGUUUGGAACUAAGUGUCAGAACCCAAAAUGUACAUGGUGAAAAUUAAACUAUGCGCUAGGUGGUUAAUAUGCUGCAAGGUUGAAACGGGGACAAAAGCAUGAGGAUCAGGCGAUCAUACUGGAGCCUUCUUUUUGACGAAAGUAUUGGGAAAGGAUUGGAGUACUGCACUUGAAAAGGAUGUUUUUGAACGUUAGCUUCAAAACUGACAGGAAUGGUUUGGUGGGACAUUUAAAGCAGUGGCUCAAGUUUUGUUCAGAUAGAUAAAUGGCCUUAAUAAACCAGUGCCUUUUGAUUUUUCUUGCGGCUAACUUUACCUGCAGAGACCAUGUUGCCUUGGCUGCUCAGCCACUAAUGAAGUGCCAAAAAGUCUAGCUGUUGGUAAUUGACUGGUUAAUGUCCUCAGUGAAUGGCUCUUAUUGCAUUUGAAUGGCAUUAGUAGUGCUUAAAGGUGUGUGCAGAGGGUUAAUGACCAGUAAUGCUCAGUUGUGCCACUCAGAUGAUUGUCCCUCUUCGUAGGACAUCUCCUGGAAAAUGUGGCAAGACUGUACGAUUUCGCUAUAAGCUUGAAGCUGAAUUCAAACUGAUCUUUUCACUAAACAGCGACGUGAAAAUUUUUCCAAAAGGUGCUGCCACCAUUGAUGAGUGGCCGCUUGGAAGUACUGCUGCACCGAUGUGCAAAAAUGUGACAUCAAUGUGAAAUAUGACCACUCUAAAGGUGGCGGAACUACUCCUAUACAAAUACAAUCAAAUUUACGGCUCUCAAGCAAGGAAAAGGUGUUGUGAAAAAUCUGAUGUUCAUAAUACACUGACCUUCAGAGGGCUGUGACAGGCUGUGCUCAUGAAUUUUAAUACAUUCACAAUGCAUUAACGUUUACAGUAAAGUGCCUAGCCAUGCGCAUGCAUAGGUGGGCGAGCUUUUGACUUCUUUUGCUUCCCUGUAGCCGAAAAUAGCCUGAUUAUGCAAAUGCACAAAUUGGGAAUGUGAGUAAGGUGUUCACAAAAUCAUUUCAUGGUUGUUGUGUGUCCUUCAUAUGCUUCAUAAUUUGAGCAGGGCCUCCCGAAUCCAGCAGAAUUUUUACAAACGCCAGUGUUUUUUUUUUUUUUUUCCGAGCUUCCGCCAACAUGUUCACAUUAGGCAGUUUGAUGCAUAAGUGUCGUGUUAGUGCAGCUUUUUUUAUAAAGCACGCAGUUAUUUUUGUUCGUGCUGACAGUUUCUUUAAAAUCCCAUUACGGGGCUCGUUUUGUUUAGCUUUGGCUUCUGAUGCUUUGUACCUCGGCUUUUCCCCUUCCUUCAGGCCCAGCAUUGAGACAUUCUUUCACGUCUUUUAUGCGCUCCAUGACUUGUGAUUCAUCGGAAGUUGCUGGUCAUGCGGUAUUGGCAAAGGCAGACAUCUUUGUUUGCUAUGAUUAUUUGCCUACGAUACGGGUCUUUUGUUCACAAUUUAUGCAGUCUUUUAUUUGGCGCUCAGAUAUUACAAUAAUGGCUUGGCAAAAAAGAUGUGCGGGUAAUGUGACUGUAAGCGUGGCGGGCCGUAUCUUCCAUUUCUGUGUAAAUGGCAGUCUAGUGACUAGGGGUGUCCGAAUGUUUAAAAUUUCAAAUACGAAUCGAACAGUCUUUGCUAUUCACUUUGUGUUCCAUUCGAGAAUUAGCUAUUCAAAAUUUUCAGAUAUCUGAUUCUGUUCGACUGUAAGGGACAACAACACAUAUUGUCUACCCGUGUGUACAUAGUCUGCACAUUUGUACAGUUGAACUCGAAUAUAUUCAAUCUGAAAGGAAUCACAGAAAAGUUCUAUAUAUAUAGGUAAUUUGAUAUAUAAAAUAAAAAUAUUAUAUUACAAAAACUUUCAAGAGGAUUUUGCAACUGUUCAUUCUACGCAAUAAUUCGUUAUGUGGGUUCGAUAUAUCCAGGUUCGACUGUAUGUAGUCUACAUAUACUAUGUAGUCUGCAUGUAUGUAUGCAGCAGGUACAUCAUCAUGCAUAGUCUACAAAGAGAAAUUGGCGACUAGCAUUCCAAAUAAUUCUGCUGCAACACAGCCGAGAUGUCUGUGCUGAGGGAUCAGUUUUCAGGUCAACAUAGGGAGCAGCUAAUUCUGCACAAUAAUAUCCAGAAAUUGCAUAAGGAUGCACUGUGCUUAGGCGUGCUACAAAUUUCUUGUCUAAAUUUAGGAAAGCAAUUUUUAUUGAGCCUCUCUCUCCAUGUUCUGCAUCCUUUUAAACUGAUGUGUGGUGCUGUAGUACUGCUACACUGAGGGCCUUCAGUGAACACAAUGCACUAUGCGUAUCUGGCAGCGGGCUGUUCCAUUGUUUCAUUACAGCCAUCGUCAUUAAUGGACCAGGUGCAAUCGCCUUCCAGUUAUUUCUAAUUCACAGCCUGCUCAAUUUGCCGGCGUAACAUGUUUCGGAUAAUGUAAAUAAUUAUUUUGUUUCUAAUCAAGCCAACUCCAUGCAACCUUUCUACUUCACAUUAAUUAGAAAUCAGAGAAUACUUGGUAUUCAAUUCAGUAUUUGAAGGGAGAUUUUCUAUCAUGUUCAUAUUCACUUAAAAAAAUUUCUUGCUGUUUGGGUACCCCAUAAUUGGCACUGUUAUUGCAGCACAUGGAGGAAAGAAAAAAAUGGGAGAGGCCCUGACGUCGUGUUUUUGAAGCCAGAAGAGCAACCAUAUUGGUGUGCCCUUUGAUUCUCCAAUCAGCUCACCUGAACAGAUGGUGCGAGCUUUGAACUCGCGUUGCAACAAGCCGCUGCCAAUGUGUGCUGCCCGCACGUGUAAGAACAAAACCCUACGAAACUUCUGCAACAGCUUUAGUGAAGCAGACGUGCCCCUGUGUCUUUCGGUGGCACGUUGGAGAAGUCAACAAAGGCCCGUGCCGUGAUUACGCGCGCGUCGCUGUUGUUGGCCAACACUCUGACACUUACAGACCCAAAGCACAACUUUCAAGCUUAUGCACCACACUCCAAACUUAGAUUAUCUCGCGAAUGGGAUUGGCUUCGAGAGUGAUCCGGGUCGAAAAAUUUGGUAUCGCUUUUUGGAGGCCGAGAGCAGCAGUGAGGGAGCAUCAGGAGCGUGGUUGCCAUGGCGACGUUGACGUUUGAGGUACCAGGCUCGGUGCUUAUCUGUGAGAAACAGCACACGACUUCCGCCACACUUUCUCCAAGAUGUCCGGGCUGGCCGGGGCUCCUCCUACGCUUUCCUUCCUCCAUGUUGCAGCAGAACACUGGCUAUCAGAAGAAGGGGGCAAGUAAGCGGGUAUCAUCAUUUUUAUCGGAGCAGCAUAUUUGAGCACGCAUCUUCUGUAGACCAAGCCAAAUUCAUUAAUUGAGUACACUCUUAAUGCGACUUUCAGAUGUGUGGGUUGGCUCGCUUUUCGUGAGUGCCGCACAAUUGUGCUGGCAGCCACUCCCAACUUUCACGGCAUUCGAGUUUUCACGAAAUGGAAGAUGGGUCACGCACAAAGCAAGAGUAUUGGCGUCGCUUCCGUGAUGUAAAUUGCACAACACAAGUAGUAGCUUAUAUUUAUGACUUGUUUUGCAUGAGAGUUUUUAUCAUUGACAAAUACGAUGCGACAAAUCUUGUUACAUUUUCGGCGUUCAGUGAGCAGACGGAACAGUCUUGUUUGAGAACAUGAGAUGUUGCAGCGGGUCGCGUGCAGCUAGUCUCAGCACGAACUUGCUGCCUCCAAUAUUGAGGUCUGCAUAAUGCUGGCAGCCAGCUGUUCUUGAUGGUGUCUUUUGAAGACUCUCCAAGACUGUGAGCACGUGACCGUCUUUCUUGGGCACAAGUAGACUUGCGGCCCGUGGGAGGAAAGAGAAGUCUUUUUCAUUGCGUUCCGGUGGCAGGCAGGCCACUGUUUCUGUUGGCAUUACCAGUGUUCGUUUUGUUUAGUUUGUUCCCUCCCCAUUAACUCAGUCCUUUUGCGCAGCCCGCGUGAUGGGUUGCACGUUUCUUUUUGUACAGGCAUCACAGCAUUUAACGAUAUGGCACACGCUCGUUCAAAGUAUGUAUGAAGGUGAUGUAUCCACGAUUACAUGCACCCUGCAUUGCUUCUCGCCUGAGUAACACUUUUUUCACAUCAGUAAAGCCGGCGGUUAAAAUUUGUCGCACACGCAGUGACGAGAGGCGCUGUGCUCCUGCGUUUUGCCAUUGUUGUUUUGCGUUGUUGUUGUUGUCUUGUGUUUUGUUCUCUCUUGACUACAUAACUGUGUGUUCGGGAGAUGACCGACGUACCUGAGAGCGCGACCUUCCUCUUUUGAGAGGGAAGCAAGCUCUUGCAAAGUUAUUUGGUUUGUGUGGGCACGUUUAUACAUUGACGCAGGCAUUGUAGCUAGGCCACAGGACACUUCUUUCUUUCUUUUCUUCUUCUCACUUCAACAUGAUACAGCAGUUUCGUCCUCUACUCUUCUUUUUGGUGGUUGGCAUGCAUGUUAGCUUUACAUUCUCUUACAACGCUGUCCCAGACUUCCAGGCGCUUCUGGCAUAGCUGACACAAGUUGGGCUAAUGUGUGAAGAAAACUAGUGAUGAGACAAUGAUUGCUUCAUCUACUUGCUCCUUAUAGUGUGAACAAUCUGUGGCUCUUCGGAGCAAAGUUUAGGAGCGUUCAAACGUGGGUGCUGGUUGGAGAACUUUCAGGAUGCUCCAGGAACUUAAACUGACUGAUAGGUGUUUCCUGGGGCAUUCCCAUCACUUUCAGGUCCUUAAAAGUGGCUGCAGUCUUAUUUGUAGGAGCUAACAGAACUGCAUAACUGGUCUCAAAGAGUAAUUUUCAAGAGUUCAUUUUGAAAAUGCUGUGCCAGCUUUGAACAUGUGUAAUGGUAAACAUUUAUAAUAUCAAAAGUUGCAUUUCUUGUAGUGAGAGCCAGGAUAUAGCAUAAAAAAUAAAACGUGUCUUAUCUAAGGAAUUCAUGCUGGGCAGGCAUUGCUAAACGUUAUUAAUGGUAGAUGAAAGCUUCUCAGAUUAGUGAUAGCAAGAGUCUUAACUCCCUCUUCCCCUUUUAUCCGUCAAAAUUUUAUUAUGUGGCUUAGCAUUACCAUUUCAGCAAAACACCCGGACAAAGCUGCGAUGGCCUCACUUGGCGGUAAUACCAUGUAACAUUCUCAACCACGUUGGCCUCGCAUUACAAGCUGUGGCUGCGUACCCUUAUCUGCUGGCAUAAAUGUUUUUCACAGUAAUGCAGACUUCUCAUUGCUCUGCUCUUAUGUGCCAAGAAUUGUUACUCAACAGAAGAAUGUUGUAGCAUGUUCUAUUUGAACACAGGUCCACCAGGUGCUGCUACCAAAGCUCCUCUUUGCAUUUGUGUUCUGGUGUCCCGCUGAGAUGGUAGUAGUACCAAGUGUAUUCGUUCUGGUCAAAAUACUCCGAUGUGAGAGUUCUAUUCAAGCUUUGCUUUGUUGUUUUCAAGAUUGCACCUCUGUCUUAUCUUGCUUCACUUGGCUUGGCCUUUCGAAGCUUAUAGCCUUUUUCACGCCACAACUGACACCAAGAAAGAUGGAAAAGAAAGAUCAAGCCAGUGGCCUAGCUACAGUAAAAAUGGAAUGAUGAAACCAGUUGGCAUGUUGUUUAAGCUGUUGACAUUUUUUAUAGGGCAUUGUUUAUUCAGACGUGUCAUGAGUGUGACCGUCGUUGAAAUUAUUUAGAUGCUGUUAAGAGAAAGCACACACUAAAAAAAAAGAGAUGCACAUAUUAUGCUAUAGCCGUAUUUUAGUGUAAUCUGUAACAGUGCAGCAUCUGUUUAGUGCUGUCUUUUUAAACUGUGCAGACAGUGACCUGCAUACAAGAUCGCAUACUGUACUAUAUAUAUAUCAUAGUUUAUAUGACAAUCGUGUCGGGUGUUAGUCACGGGUUUUUGGGAGUUUACAUUUUUUUUCUUUCUUGUUCCCCGUUGCUGUACACUGUGCUGCGUUUGUGUUAUGUGCACAUUACUAACUGCGUGUUUAUUGAGCAGAGCCGUGAGAUGAAGUUUCACAAUUCAGAGAGAGCACACACUGUUUUUGCACAUUUUCUUGUCAGUGUGCAUAGUCCGUAGCACUCGUAGUCACAUUGCUGUGCUUGCAUGGCACUCAAUGGUUUACAUUCACAGAGAUAAUAGGACGAUAUAUUUCUUUCUGCACUGCUUUUUUUUUUACAGCUGGAGUAAUUUUAUUGCUGGAUGAUUUGCACGUUGUCAUUGUCUGCCCAUCUGUUCAGUGAUUGCAGUUGUCUUGAAAGUUGAAAAGAGAGAGAAAUAGGCUUAGCAACAGUACCACCUUAAUUGUAGCCCCUUUAGUCACCAAGUCCAUGAUUAUAAAUGCCAAGUUGAUGCCUCAAAACCACAAGCAUGAAAAAAAGAAGACUGAAGAACACUCAGGUUUUUAAUGUGUUGUCUACAUUUGAAGAUGCCACUGGUAAGGGGUGCAUCAAGAAAUAAGUUAUGUGUAAUGUGUGUCGAUGGUCCACACAGUAUUGCAAAUCUGGCUAAAAUGUCCAUAGCAUCAUGCAUAAUAAAGAGGAUGUCCUUCUUAAGUGAUGAAGGAGUACAAACAUUGCACAGGAUUGGCGCAUUCAUUGUGAGAACGCAGAACCAAUUCCCCAUCUCGAGCUGCUAAUGAUCUUGCGCCCUAUUUUAUACUUGCCAAAUAAUGGCCAACGACUGAUCAACACAAGGGCCACAUUGCAUCCUGACAUGAAAAAAGGAAGUUUGUCGAUUCACUGAUUUUUCUGCGGAAGGACUCGGUGAUAGUCAAACCACGCUGUUUGCAAAAGCGUGGUGGUGCCCUCUUAUGUGCAGUCUUAUCGGACUCGUCAAGGCUGUAAUUUGUGGUGGAGCAUCCGCACACUGACGCAGGCGUGUCGUUGGAUGGUGAUGGUCCACCUUGUGGGUGGGUUAUUCUAUGCUUGCUGUCUAUACAGUUGCAAUUCCUUAAGCCUGUGGAAAAGCUAAUUUCCUCCUGAACAUUUCUAUACUUUUGAGGGCAACAGGUUUCUGUUAAGUUUUACAUCUUCAACUGCGAAUGUUACCUCUCUCGGCAUAUAACAUACUGUAGGACUUUUGGCAGCAUAAUCUGUCACUCUAGCCAAACUCUUGCCUGUUGUGUUCUUUUUCAGUCAUUGAUAUAAGGCCGCCUCAACCGUAGUCACUGAACAGGGGAGAAUACCUGACCAACGUGCUUAACGUGUGUACAUUUGAAGCUUUUAAAUGCUCGACGAUCAGCUCCCGCAAAAUCUCUUACUUCGCAUGUGGUUGGCUUUGUGUAAUAUUGAUUUCAAAGCCUUGAGACUUAAAUCGGUACCACAGGAAACUGCACUUCUUUUCAUAUUUGCGAGACACUAGCGGUACAAGUUUGUGCCGUCUGCAAGCGUUGCGUUACCACUGCCCCUGACCUUGUGCAAAGUUGUGUAAAACAAAAACGCUCAGAGCUGCAUUUGCCUACUAUUAUACACACGCCACACAGUGUCUUUAAUUUUAAAGGAGUACUGACAAAACAUUCGUCAUCUUUUUUUUCUGUUGUGUUAAUUACAUGAAGGUCCAAAUCCUCUAAAUCAUCAGAAAAAUUCAGGAAAUUGUCAAACAUACGCCAUGCGUUAAUUAUUUUUUUAUGAGCAACAUCAUCACACCUAUUCUUAUUGUUACACAUCAGCAAAUUUAGCUCUUGAGUCAUGAUGCCGCGACAACGUUGAUGACACCAGGUCUGGCAUUUCGAAGCCAACUUUAGUUUCAAAUUAAACUAUUUUAUAAGUUUUUCGCAACCCCCAUUAUUGCUAAAUGUCAUCCUUUUACAUGUGAGUAGCUUGUACAUGUCAGUACUCCUUUAAGGGUAGCAGAACUAAACUGUGCGGGGGCGAAAGCCUGUCAUUGUCUUGAACAAUGUUGGAAGAUCCAGUAACGGAAAGCAAAUGCAAGUUGUGCACAAUCAAGGCGAGCGACAAAGGUUGCGAAAUGUGUUUGCAGAGGAAGAAAAAAAAAAACUUUGAGCGGUCCCCUCAUCCAUUUUUGGAAGCUGUAGAUCAGGAAUGUGAUUGCUGGUCACAACAUUUAUGCGACACUGCUCCAGAAGUCGCAGUCUUGCUGGCCUUUGGUGAAGCAGACCUGGGCUUCCUUAAUGUUAACCAGACAUGGCUAGAAGCAGAAGGAAACGCCUGUGCAUCCAGACGAUCAUAAAACACCCUCACAAGAAUCCGUGUUUCUAAAGGCAUUGAAUGUUUGCAUGAUGCAAUACAUGUGUGUUCCGCAUGUUGCGCGUUUUCCUGUUUCUUUUUCUUUCUUUACUGCUCCGAGUUCUUGAAAAAAAAGAAAAGAACUUGAGGCCCACUUGUACAGAUCAUCCUGUAUACACACUUUUGUAAAUGUUGGCGUCGAAAUGGUUCAUCGAUAACAAAUGUACUCGUCGCUCAAAUGUGCAUGCGCUUCACCUUGUAGCCAUUUAAGCCCAUUAUUGCACAUUAUCUUGAGAUGUUGCUUGCACAAAUGUUUUCAAUGCAAGGAGUGUGAUGCUAAGCAUAGCGGUCAAUGUUAGGAGUACGGAGUGUGUGCUUGCAUUGCCAGGUGUUCUAAUUACUGUAAAAAAUUGGCUGUUGUAUGCUGUUCUAACUCGUACUAAUCUUAAGAGGCAUGACAUCAACCACGCACUUGUGUAGAACCCCCCCCCCCCCCCAAAUAAGGCUGCCAGAUACCACUCCGCCCUACUUUCGCAUGCCUCCAACGCAGUUGUUUUUGUGAAAUGUGUGCAGCUAAAUCAUUAAUUGCAGCACGUUUUACGCACCGAUGCCUUCUUAAAAGCCAUUAUGGCCUUGCACAACUACAAGCCUGUGUGCUGUGGGACACAAUGACCGGUGACAUUAUUUUAUAGUCAAUGUUAAUAGAGUUAUUAUUAGUUGCUUAUAUUAACCAUACACGAGGAUGGUGUUUUGAGAGAAGCUUUGGCUUUACUUAUGCACUAGCUACUUUUCCUUUUUUUUUUCUUGCGCCCAGCCUUUGUCGUACGCGGCAUUCUCACUCAAACAUAAUCACAGCCAUACAAUACAUCAGGCGGGCAUUAGCAUCCUUCCCUUGUCUGCUGGCAUGUUCUUGCCAGGGAAUUUAUGUUGCAUGUUGGGUAGCCACGCUAGCUGGCUACAACGCCGCCAACCAGUUUGACAUUUGCUUCAAUGCGAAAAAAAAAACGCUUUCACUUCAGAAGUUACUGACUGUCGGUGCCAACGAACGUGUACAGCUAGAGCCACCGACGUUGCGCUAGCAUUGUGGGAAUGGAGUUCAGCAUUGUUCCAUGGUAGAACAGCUGGUUAGGAGGUGAUGGACUUCGUUUUAGCAAGUGUUGAUGUUUGUGAAUGUUUGAUGCAUGUAAAGCUGGCUCAGCUUUGUUUCUUUUUGUGGACUGUGGCACCAGUUUUGUUCACCUGGAACACUGUUGGCAGUGCCAAGGAUUGCAGAGAGGUUGACGGAAGGAGUUGCGGCACGCCGCCCAGUAAUGCUCACUGGUUGGUUUCGGCCACAGUGGUGUGGCCACUUGCCGAAGGCGUAAUGCUGGUUUACGGAUGUUUCGAAAUGUUUGUCACCUACUUCCAGCCUAAUGUUGUCACUGGAUUGGUGUUAACUCAAUGUCCUGUGGAGGCUGUCACUUCGAAUGGCAGUUUUUGUCAUCUAUCACUGCGUGUAGGUCUUUGAUGUUCUGAAUGUUGCACAGCUGUAACCGGUGGUCACCAUGAUGCACGUUGUGAAAUGGCCUGGAGCCAUUGAUGAUGGUUGGCAGUGAUGUUUGACUCGCCAAGCUGCACUUGUUUGGUUGUUGCAGGACUUGUUGUUUCAAGAUUUGUGGUUGCUGGCAUUGUUGUGCUUGUUCUAGCGUUUUCUUGAAAUGUUGUGGUUUGAGAAGUUACAAAUGUUUUGUGAAAAGCGUGAUGGAUGCACUGGUGCAGUGUUUGAAACAUUUUCUUGCGUUUAAUUGACUGACAGUGAACAAACAAGGGAAGUCUUAGCACAAAGCCGUUUUCAGCAGUGCGGCUGAUAUUUUGUGGAAACAACAGGUGUAAAGCAUCUGCUGUUGCCCUGGUAAGGACAGUAAGCGUGGUCAGAACAUUGGCUCUGAGCCAAGGCUUUCCCUGUUUGCCACCUGUUGGUGAAUUUAAGCCAGCACCUUCCUGCGGCCCUUUGGCAUGUUUGGAUUUUUUGCCGUUAUUCUCUUUAGAAAUGAAAUGAGAUGGCAGCUUGAAGAAAACCAGUAAACAGCUGUCGGUUUAAUGUUUUCCUUCAUUAGAAAACUGAAGCGCAGAACAGUUGCCCUGUAUUUCUGCCGUGACGGCACAGUUGGCUCAUUGUCUUGCAUACCGCAGGCUCCGAUAGCUUUAGAGUAAUUUAGAAACUUGCAUAUGUUUUGGAGGCUUAUUGGCUAAAAUGCUAAAAAUAUUUGAGAUUGCUUUAUUAUGAGAAAAAAUAAUGACACCUGUUGUCCGGCCAAGCUAGCACCCAGUCUUUACAAGGUGAAAGAACACAAAAGGCAUGUGUAAAGGUCACUUGGUGCAUUGUUGAAGGUUGAGCAUCCCUCUACUGUGUCCUGUAUCAUUUUGAACGCUUUUACCCUGUAAAGACUCGUGUGUAUGUGCUAGCUAAUGUCUCACGCAUUAUGUUCAUGCAGAACAGACAUUCUUGCCGACCAGCAACAUCAGAGCAACGUUUGUAGCCUAUUACUAGUUAACAGUUAAUCACCACUUUUGGCCAGCUCUUUCUAAAACACCGUCAGUGAAUACAGCCACUCUGAAACUUGAGAAAGUUCAAAAUGUUAGCAUCACCUUUAACAUUGCUGUGGCAUAAAAGUUGGUUGUGGCCUUCUGUUUAGCCAGAAACAGUGGUCAGCACAUGCGUGAGUGUCAGGUGGCUUGGAAAGCUCAGUCUGAGCCACCGGAGAAAGAAUGUAACACGCGUUGCAUGUUUUUCUUUUUGCACAUGUUUUGGUGGUCAUUCCCAUGCUGCGUAGUGAUUGUCAGAGAUAAGGGAAGAGCGGAAAACAUCAGCCACGAUGACAAACACAUUGUUCUUGUACAUAGCUCACCACCGCUGCUCACAGCCACGACUGUAAUUCAAUGCAGGACUCAACUGGUGUAAAGCCUCAAGCUGCCUGCGCAUGUACAUGGUGUAUUGGUUUUGGCUAGGACAUGCCUGGGGUACUGCCGCUACCAGUGCGUUCAGUUCAGAUCAUUAAUUUUUCCCCUGCCAUUUCGUGCCGAUAAAAGAGCUGCAAAAAAAAAAAAAAGCUGCAGCCACCUCUUUUCAUCAACCGCAGCAGACGCUUUCAAGAUACACAACUCAUUUAUGUAAAGGAAUACAUCAAGUAUGAAGUAAUGUUAAGCACACAAAAAAAAAAUGUGGUCAUGCUGUCUUAACUAUCAUAGCAGCCCUACUGUUAGGUCAAUUAGCGCAUCUAUAUAAGAGCAACCUGGAUGCAUCAAGCUGACAGAUAAUGUUGCCUGAUGAGUGCUCAUCGUCACAGGAAGGCAUAACAGCUAUCCAGAAAUUUGCACCUAAUGCAGUUGGCAUUUUGCCACAAGGGUCACGAAUUGCACAGAACGGUGGCUGGAGCUGUAGUUCUCUGGAACACCCCACCAUAUUGACUCGGAAAUCAAGGUGGCAGCUGUGUGCAGAAGCACAUGCAUUGCUUUCACGCGCCCAAAUUUAACUGUUUCACUUCCUCAGCGCCAUUAUGUUGGGCAGUUCUGCUGGGAGAUGCAAUUGUAAACUUUCAGCACUGCUCUUGGAUCUAUUCUCUGCUAUUCGAGUGUCUGGCACAAGCGUUACGUGUGAAUGAAGAGGAGACUUUAUGUGUGUGCUCACGUACACUCUAAUAAAAACAGUUUACACCCUUUCAGAUGUAUCUUUGUCCCACAACAGUAAUCGACGUUUACCAGUGUCCCAUAUUCCUUUCUCCAACGCUGCGUGCCCGGUACUUCCAGGUCACGAACAGCAUGCACACUGUCAGCGUGACAUAGCAUUCUUGACUGGAAAGUCGCGAGCGCAGAAUACUCAAGAAAGGAAAUGCAAGCACGACAGAUUAUUAUUUUUGUGAGUCCAAGAAGUACAGCUCAAAGGGUGUAAACCGUUUUCAGAGUGUAUAUUGCUGCACCCUCUAGGGUGCAAUUUUGUCAUAACAUUAAUCACCAGCCUUGUGCUCGAUUCCUUUAUUGCCACACGCCCGCUUCUUUCCCGCCAGAAAUGCCAUCGGGUGGUCUCGCUGCAGACGGUGUUCGUGGCAGGAAAGUGCCCAGCACUGAAAAUUUGCUCACAAGAGUGAAGACACUCACUGCAGUGGUGAAAAUACACCCUAAAGCGUGUAGCUUUUAACAUUGUAAGAAAGAGAUUUGCACUUCGUGACGCUUGUAGCCCAAGGGUGUGAAGUGAUUUGCAGUCUAACUGCUGUAUUCAGGAAUGCAUCUUAACUUGGAGCCCACACUUGACUUGAUUUAAAUGACGCUUGUCGUGAACGCACCUAAGGAAACGCAAUGAGCGUCUUGGGCACGUCCCCACCAGGCGUCGUUUAUAUCAAGUCCAGCAUGGGCUUCAAGUUAAGAUGCAUUUCUGAAUAUGGGGGUAAGUCUAUUAGUGCAUUCCAUAUUUUGAUGUGCACUGGCUACUGUGAUGCUCAUGCCUUGUCAAUGGGUGUAAAAAAAUGCCAAAACCUCAAUUCGGCAUGUGCUUUAAUGAGUUGUGUGCAACUUAAGAGUACACCAAAAAGGGUGUGCUAUUCGGCAUCUUACACUCUUAAAACAGUUGUACCCUUUGGGGUGUAUAUGUGUCUCACAACAGUAAUCGUCAUCUACCUUGCUUGCAUUUCCUUAUCGCUCACUACUUUCCUGAUUGAGAAUGCAUGUCAUGCUGACAACGCGCAUGCUGUUUGUGAUCUGAAAGUACUGGGCUCGCAGCGUUAAAGAAAGGAAAUGCGGGCAAGACCAACGACGAUUAUUGUUGUAGGAGGAGAUACGCCCCAAAGGGUGAAAACUUUAAGAGUUUAGCUUUUAAACACUUUGAAGGGUACUUUUUUAUGGCAGUUGCAAUCAUUUUCCAAAGCAUUUUGCUUCACUUAUACUCUGAACAAGUUGCACUCAAUGACAUUACAUGUUUGCUAGCAUUCUCAGCAGCAAAGCUCUGGGCACCUUAUUUUGGAAAGGAAAUGCUCACAAUGGUUCCGAUUAUUGUUGCACGACAAAAUUACAACCUGGAAGAGCUUAUUGGUGGCAUGUAAAGCCGUGAAGAUGCAAGUGUUUAGCUGGGGACACACAUUCUAGUGUAUUCACGCGUCACUGGGUGCGGCAGUGUCUUGGCAUGGCUUCACCACGUGGUUUCCUUUCACUGUGGUGAAAUUGUCUGCGCCGUGUUCUUCUUCUAAUGCCAAAUACUCAUCAUCGGUGACUAAACCCCUUUUUGCUUGUCAUUCAAUUUCAUCUGCAAUGUACUCGAAGAACACAUGGAGAAAGCAACUUAACCCCAAUUAACUGCAAGCACAAGUGUACUGUCAUACCAUCAUCCUCUCCUGCUGUCACCAAAUAAAAACAUACACACAUGAAGCGCUAGGAAAUGCAAUAAAAGGAAAAAAAAUGAAUCUCAAGUUUUGAA